Messenger RNA from Sinocyclocheilus grahami, 926 nucleotides. RefSeq names its product agmatinase, mitochondrial-like. Gene Ontology annotation, molecular function: agmatinase activity; metal ion binding. Lineage: Eukaryota; Metazoa; Chordata; Actinopteri; Cypriniformes; Cyprinidae. The record is from RefSeq and is a predicted model, not a curated record.
AUGUGUGUGUUACCAGAACAGAGUUGGUUGGAGAGGCUGGGAAAAUUCAGUCCGAGGCACAUCAGUGCAGAAUCUGCUAUGAUAAGGUUGUACAACGGCUGGACGAGAGCGGCCCCAUAUGAAUCUUUAAGGGUGGCAGAUAUCGGUGACGUUAACGUCAACCUCUUUGACCUGAAGGACACCUGCAAAAAAAUACAAGAGGCUUACCGCGAAAUUGUGGCCACUGGCUGCAUUCCACUUACACUGGGAGGUGAUCAUAUAAUUGCAUACCCAAUUCUACAAGCAGUUGCUGAGAGACAUGGACCAGUGGGCCUAAUACAUGUGGAUGCCCAUGCGGACACUAGUGGCAUGAUUCUGGGUGAGAAAAUUGGUCAUGGGACCCCUUUCAGGCGCUGUGUGGAUGAGGGGCUCCUGGACUGCAAAAGGGUCGUCCAGAUCGGGCUCAGAGGCUCGGGUUAUCCUCCAGAUGAUUAUGAGUGGAGUCGAGCACAGGGUUUCCGUGUAGUGGAAGCUGUGGAGUGCUGGCACAAAUCUCUUGUCCCACUCAUGGAGGAGGUUCGCUCACAGAUGGGAACCGGACCGGUCUAUCUCAGCUUUGACAUAGACAGUCUGGACCCUGCAUUUGCUCCAGGCACAGGAACACCUGAGAUUGCUGGCCUCACACCCAUUCAGGGUCUGGAAAUCAUUCGAGGUUGUCGAGGUCUUAAUCUUGUAGGCUGUGAUUUAGUUGAGGUCUCUCCACCUUAUGACACCACAGGAAACACUGCUUUGACUGGGGCUAACCUUAUUUUUGAGAUGAUGUGUGUCCUUCCGAAAGUCAAAUAUUAUUGAUUGCUUUAUUUUUCUACAUCAGUGGAACAUCUUAAAUAAUUGCACAGUGACUUUAAUACAUGAUUUAUGUACAAAAUCAGUAUUAAUAUUAUUUU